This is a messenger RNA of Lacerta agilis (Sand lizard), 530 nucleotides long. Its product is annotated as lysozyme C-like. Gene Ontology annotation, molecular function: lysozyme activity. The coding region runs from base 34 to 486 and encodes 150 amino acids. The transcript has 4 exons. NCBI's taxonomy places the organism in Eukaryota, Metazoa, Chordata, Lepidosauria, Squamata, Lacertidae. The record is from RefSeq and is a predicted model, not a curated record. Gene Ontology annotation, biological process: defense response to Gram-negative bacterium; defense response to Gram-positive bacterium.
CCCUCACCUUCCUCCUUGCCCUCCUGAAGUGCAAUGAUGAAGGCUCUUUGGCUGCUGCCCUUCCUCACCGGUCUCCUCGCCACAGGAGAAGGCAUGGUCUAUGGGCGCUGUGAGCUGGCUCAGAGGCUCCAGCAGUUGGGCUUGGAUGGUUAUGCUGGCUACAGCUUGGCCAACUGGGUCUGCACGGCAUGCCACGAGAGCAGCUAUAAUACUGCUGCCACGCACUACAAUGACUAUGAUGGUAGCACUGACUUUGGUAUCUUCCAGAUCAACAGUCGUUACUGGUGCCAGAAUGGCAGUCAGCCAAGUUCCAACAUGUGCAGAAUUCAAUGCUCUGAACUGCUGACAGACAACAUCGCUCCAGAUGUGGCUUGUGCUAAGAUUGUGGUCGACAACUCAGAGGAUGGAAUGGGUGCCUGGGUGGCAUGGAGAUUAUAUUGUCAAGGCCGGGACCUGUCUCAAUAUGUUGCAGGAUGCAACAUGUAGAGAAACACUGCCCCCUGGUGUCAGCAAAGAUGCUAAAAAACUGA